AUGAAAAAUACGAUUGAACUCUCCAAACAAUUCAAUCUGCUAAUUCAGGUACCAGCAGGACCACUUGGAGGACGAGGUGAACCCGGCCUUCCGGGUCCACCUGUGAAAUUUGAGAGGCUGUCGAGCCCGGUGGACAUCGUUCAUCUGGUUGUGGCGUCCAGAACCUCGCUGGUCCUUCGAUUAGUGAUCUGGUUACUUCGAGACAUUACGUGA
This is a messenger RNA of Anisakis simplex (herring worm), 213 nucleotides long. The record is from the annotation of a GenBank genome assembly. Lineage: Eukaryota; Metazoa; Nematoda; Chromadorea; Rhabditida; Anisakidae.